Molecule: messenger RNA, 1029 nt
Organism: Dovyalis caffra
Lineage: Eukaryota; Viridiplantae; Streptophyta; Magnoliopsida; Malpighiales; Salicaceae
Source: the annotation of a GenBank genome assembly
AUGGAUCUGAAUCCCAUUAAGGAUGCAUUUGAUCGUGUUGCAAAGAAGCAAAAGAUGUCUGCUUCUAAAACCCAAGAAGUCGUUGACCAGAUGAUGCAAGAGAUUGAGAAGUCAUUAGAAAUAAUGAAGGCAGAACAUUCCGGUUCUGAAGUGGACUGUAAAUCUGUCCUUGGUGAACUAAAGAAAGAGUUGCAAGAAAUUGCUCCACUUAGUCAGCUGGAAGGCACACAGAAGGAACUGAAUAUAGCCCUGAGCAAGUACCCAAAGCAGCUUGAGAAAUCUUUCAACCCAGAUAUAUCCAAGGCUUAUAGAAACAUCGAUUUUGAUGCUCAUACUGUUAACCAGAUAAUUGCAGGCCAUUUCUACCGUCAAGGCCUGUUUGAUGUUGGCGAUUGCUUUAUAAAUGAGGCCAAGGAACCAGAAUCUACUGCUGCUUUGAAAUCCCUUUUCUCAGAUAUGUAUCUGAUACUUGAAGCUAUGAAGAAGCGGAAUCUAGAGCCUGCACUGAACUGGGCUGCUGCCAAUUCCAAUAAGCUCAAAGAAAAUGGGUCAGACCUGCUGCUGAAACUUCAUUGUUUGCAGUUUGUGGAAAUACUGCAAGGUGGAAGCAGAAGCAAAGCCCUUUCAUAUGUCAGAACUCACAUUUCUCCUUUUGGUGCCAACCAUUUUUCUGAAAUCCAGAAGCUUAUGGCCAGUCUCCUGUGGUCUGGAAGGCUUCAUCACUCUCCUUAUUCUGAUUUACUGUCAGCCACUAAUUGGAAUGUGGUGGCUGAGGAGCUCACCAGGCAGUUUUGCAAUCUUUUGGGGAAGUCUUUUGAAAGCCCAUUGAGUGUGACAAUAGCUGCAGGGUUCCAGGGUCUGCCACCACUUUUGAAGUUUAUGACUGUGAUGGCCGGGAAGAGACAGGAGUGGCAGUCAAUGAAACAGUUGCCAGUGCCAGUGGAGUUGGAUAGGGAAUUUCAGUUCCAUUCUGUCUUUGUAUGUCCUGUGUCGAAGGAGCAAUCAACCGACGAGAACCCCCGAUGUUGA